UACCGAACUUAACCAUUGCUCCGCCAACGUCGACCUUCUCAUAAAAAAAAAACAUCAAAAAUACACCUAACUUGCUUAAAUUCGAAAAUAACAAACUAUUAGAGAUAAUUUUACAGUUCCUUUAAGGUAAGUGAAUAACAACUCGGAUCGGGAAGGGCAUGCAAAAUAUUGAAGCAUAGAGCUUGCAAGUAGGAAAGCGCCCCCUAUAAAUAAUCACCACCUCUCCUUCCUUCCUCUAUCUCACUUCACUUCACACACAUACACACACACACUUCAUUCUCCAACAUUUUCUUUCUUUUCUCCAUUUGCAUAUAUGUCUUUCUCUUAUCCACCCCCCCCCCCUCACUUACCACCCCACCCUCCCCCCCUUUUAGGUUUUUUUCAUCCCCCCAACCCCUUUUUUAAAUCUUUCUUCUUAACCUUAUUUUUCCCCCCCCCCCCCCCCCCCAUCCCCCCCCUCUUCCUAAUUUGCUCAAUCUCAUUCAUUUUUUUCCCUUCACAUCUUUGUCUUAAAGAACAAAUCAACCACAAAAGAAAAAAGAAAAAACUAGAGAAUAGAAGUUUGUUUUGGUUCACCUUCCUUCCAUAUCGAAUUGAAAAAAGGAAGGGUUGAUGGCUACAAAUGAUAGAGGAAUGAAGAACAGCGGAGGAAAAAACGGAGGAAAUAGACAGGUGGUAAAGAAAGGUCCAUGGACAACAACAGAGGACACAAUUUUAAUGGAGUAUGUGAGGAAGCAUGGAGAAGGGAAUUGGAAUGCAGUUCAGAGGAAUUCUGGAUUGAUGAGAUGUGGAAAAAGUUGUAGGUUAAGAUGGGCUAAUCAUCUGAGACCUAAUCUUAAGAAAGGUGCAUUUUCUCCUGAAGAAGAAAGAAUUAUUAUUGAGCUUCAUGCUAAAAUUGGCAAUAAAUGGGCUCGCAUGGCUGCUCAGUUACCUGGACGAACAGAUAAUGAGAUCAAGAAUUACUGGAAUACGAGGCUAAAGAGAAGACAAAGAGCUAAUUUACCUAUAUACCCUCAAGAAUUACAAUCACAAAACCAACCAGAGCAUAACCAAGCCCAACAAAGCCUUAUUUCUUCAGCAUUUGAUCCCCAAAGGACAACUUAUAACAAUCCUCCCUCUCUUUCACUUUUGGGUAUCUUAAAUCCUUCAAGCAUGAGACCUCCUAUUACUCAUCAAUUUCCCCUAAAUGGUAACAAAAAUUUUCGCAAUCCUCCUAAAGGCCUUUCCAUGACACCUCCCUCAUCUAUGCAAAAUUCACAAUUUUCAUCACUACCAGUAUCUGUGUCUAACAACAAUUUUGGUCACGACUUGUUCAAUUCAACGCCAAUGCCAUCAUUUCAACAGACCUAUCCAGAUUUUAGCUCAACAAUGAGGCCAUUUUUGGGGAAUAUUCCUUCAAACCAAAAUGGAUUAAUGUUUGAUAUGGGUAUUAAUUCUAUUAAUUACCCCUCAGGGCAAUUAUCUAUGCCUGUAACAACUUCAUCAUCUUCUGAGAAUACAAGCAGUGGUUUUGGUUCAAGCGAUGCUAAUAAUUAUACAAAUGUUGGUGGAUUAUCACGAGGAAAUAGUGGAUUAUUGGAAGAUUUGUUGGAGGAGUCUCAGACUUUGACUCGAGCGAUGAAAAUUGAGGAAAGAGGAAAGUCAUUAUGGGAAAAUUAUGGAUUAGUGGAAAAAGAGUUAGGAGAUCAUCAAGAUGGAGCCAUUUUUACUGAAGAAUCAGUUUAUAGCUUUGCUCAUGGAGAUGAUGUCACCCUGUAUAACAACUCUGAAAGCUCCAGCUCAAAUCCCAAUGCAUCGCCAGGGACAAUUUUUAAAAAGGAAGGUUCACUAAAAGGAACUAAUCAAGUGGAUGAAGAUCUUAUGUGUCUUCUUGAUAGUUUUCCUCUAGGUGUAUCAGUUCCAGAUUGGAAUGACCAUAAUUCAAAAAUUGCUUCUGAUGAUUACAAAGCAGAAAAUCUGACUGAAGAUUCUAUCAAUUCGCAAGUAAUAAUAACAACAAAUUCAGGGUCAAAGAAACAUGAAUUGGGACUUGAAGGGUGUUGUUGGUACAACAUGCCUUCCUUUUGUUAGAAUAAAAAAAGAUGGAUAUAUAGGUGAGAUUAAAAUGGCAAAGAUUGAGGGAUUUAGAUGUCACCUCUCUUUCUGUUUUUUUUUUUAAAUCCUAGGUUGAGAUAUAAAUAGGGAUAUUUGAUUGAUGAUCGAUCAUCUGAGAUUUCUGAGACUGAGAUUGUUUGGUUUUAAAUGAUAUUGCUAGAAUUUUUUUAGAAA
Messenger RNA from Capsicum annuum, 2268 nucleotides. RefSeq names its product transcription factor MYB101. The record is from RefSeq and is a predicted model, not a curated record. NCBI's taxonomy places the organism in Eukaryota, Viridiplantae, Streptophyta, Magnoliopsida, Solanales, Solanaceae. The transcript is spliced from 4 exons. The coding region runs from base 613 to 2070 and encodes 485 amino acids.